Molecule: messenger RNA, 1634 nt
Organism: Gymnodraco acuticeps
Lineage: Eukaryota; Metazoa; Chordata; Actinopteri; Perciformes; Bathydraconidae
Product: protein-glutamine gamma-glutamyltransferase K-like
Biological process (GO): peptide cross-linking
Molecular function (GO): protein-glutamine gamma-glutamyltransferase activity
Source: RefSeq, a predicted model, not a curated record
CUGAACUCGUAGUCUGUCAAACACAAAGACACGGCGCACAGAAGAUUUCCUCCUCCAGUCUGCUUUGUCUCAUUUCAUCUGCCUCUGAACUGAGAUGCCUGUAUCGACGCGAUCAAUCAGAGACCGGUCUGCAGUGGGUCGGUUUCCUAUUGUCACGUUUGGAUUUGGGGAGGACACAGAGGAAGAAAAGGAAGCCUCAGAGGAAGACAAUUCUGAGCAGGGAAAUGCAGGCCAGACAUGGCUGCGUAAAAUCUGCCCGUGCUGCUGUCCCCAGCGAGAUGACGUCGACAUUACAGACACUUUGAUUACAGUAACUGAUGACCUGGAUAAAGGGACAGACGAUAAGAAGCCUGAUGCUGGUGACAGCGAGCUUGAUGAACUCCUCCUCAAUGUGAAAUCAAUAGACCUGAUGAAAGGCAAAUCAGGGGAGAACCGCACACAGCACCACACCGACCUCUACCAAAGUGACGCCUUUAUUAUUCGCAGAGGACAGAAUUUCCAUAUGUGGAUUACUCUGUCUCGACCCUUUGACCCCAGCACUGACAAACUUCACCUCGAUCUUAAAACAGGGCCGCUGCCAACAGUGUCAAAAGGAACCCAUGUAAUUGUCCCUUUGGUGGAGGAGUUGGAGGGCAAUCGUUGGGAGGCUUCUAUUGUGAGUCAGGACGACAAAAGGAUGAAGCUGUCUGUGAAUUCUCUCCCCACGGCGCUCAUUGGCCGAUAUCAAAUAAUAGUGGAGACGCAUUGUGCAAAUGGCCAGGCAGUUUCUACACAUGACCCUGCUAAUGACAUCCUUAUGCUGUUCAACCCCUGGUGUGAAGAUGACACAGUGUUCAUGGAUGCUGAAGACGAGAGGCAGGAAUAUGUCCUGAAUGAUAUCGGAAAAAUCUACUAUGGCACCAUGGAUCAAAUUGGAGUGCGGACCUGGGACUAUGGACAGUUCCAAGAUGGGAUUCUUGCUGCUUGUAUCUUUGUCCUGGAAAAGAGUGGAACUCCUCCGUCAGGGUGGGGAGACCCGAUUAAUGUGGUGCGAGUAGUCUCAGCCAUGAUCAACUCCCCAGAUGACCUAGGUGUCGUGGAAGGAGACUGGUCCGGAAACUAUUUGGCUGGGACUAGUCCAACAGUUUGGAGUGGAAGUGUGGAAAUCCUGAAGGAAUAUCAUAAAAACAAUGGAAACCCUGUUAAGUAUGGCCAAUGCUGGGUCUUUGCUGGAGUAUUCACCACAGUCUUACGCUGUUUAGGCAUUCCCGGUCGAACUGUGACCAACUUCAGCUCAGCUCAUGACACAGACGUCUCCUUGACAACAGACGUAUACCUGGACGAGAGCCUGGAGCCUAUGGAGCUCCUCAAUGCUGACUCUAUCUGGAACUUCCAUGUGUGGAACGAUGCCUGGAUGGCGCGUCCAGACUUGCCUGCAGGCAACGGAGGCUGGCAAGCUGUGGACGCCACGCCUCAGGAGACGAGUCAGGGCACCUUCCGCUGCGGCCCGGCGUCUCUCACUGCAGUACGCAAUGGACAGGUCUUCCUGAAACAUGACAUCCCAUUUGUGUUCGCUGAGGUGAAUAGCGAUAAAAUCUACUGGCAGAAGAAAGAUGGGACCUUCAGUCAAAUAUACAGUGAGAAAAAGGUUGUGG